Messenger RNA from Aplysia californica (California sea hare), 1382 nucleotides. RefSeq lists its product as uncharacterized. NCBI's taxonomy places the organism in Eukaryota, Metazoa, Mollusca, Gastropoda, Aplysiida, Aplysiidae. The record is from RefSeq and is a predicted model, not a curated record.
GUUCCACGCGUACAACCAGCUAGGAGCUGACCUCUUGACCUCCAGGUACUCCCUGGGGAGAGCACGGACCUUGUCGUCCCAGCGGGGGAGUGUGACGUCAUCAGUGACGGCCGAUGGGCGGAGCGACCACACGUCUGUCUGUCCACACCUGGGCAGUCUCACACACUCUGGCUCCGCCCUCACACUCUCUGGCUCCGCCCCCAGCGAGGGGGAGGUGUUCCCUAGCCCCGCCCACAACGAGAGCCUGGCCCAGUACCUGGAGGUGUCUGCAGACGCCCAGCACGAGUCAGGCAUGGACAACUCUGGCUUUGUGCCCGACCCAGAUACACAACACUUCCCGCCAAAUGAACGAGCAGACGAGAGCCAAGCCAGGCCGGAGAGUCCCUGGGAUCCCGCCCACAGACACUCCAGCACUCAGCUGUUGGAGGACGACCGGAAGCUCCAGGGGGGCGGAGCCAGACAGAGGGCGGGGUCAACAGACAAGGCACGACCCCUGAGCGACAUCCUACGGCCCGGCAAAGUGUCCACCAGAGAGAGACUCCACGAGUUUGGCUUCAUCAAGCCAGUCGGACACCGGAAGUACGUGGUCAACCCCAGCCCCGGCAAGUUCUUCCGGCGCACCACGUCCCGGCGAGUGGCGGGAAAAGCCUGGACCAGGCUCCGGAAGUCCUCGGUGGCCAGACGACUCAACAUCUCGGGCACCCCGGGCGGGGCGGGUAGUGGCGGGGUGGAGGGUGGGGGGCAGGAGAGGACACUGCUGUUGUCUGAGCCACGCCCCGUCAGGGGGAAGCCACCGCGCGUCCCCCGCUCAGGGGCGUUGUCAGCGUGAAGAAGUAGGUCAGUAGGUCAAAGGAGCGCUGUCAGCCUAGAGAAGUAGGUCAGUAGGUCAAAGGGGCGUUGUCAGUGUGAAGAAGUAGGUCAGUAGGCCAAAGGGGCGCUGUCAGCCUAGAGAAGUAGGUCAAAGGGUGCACCGAAUUAGGUCAAACGGGCGCUGUCAGCCUAGAGAAGUAGGUUAAGGGGCGGUGCCAGCCUAGAGAAGUAGGUCAAGGGGCGGUGUCAGCCUAGAGAAGUAUGUCAAGGGGCGGUGCCAGCCUAGAGAAGUAGGUCAUGGGGCACAGAAUUAGGUCAAUCGGGUUCUGUAAAUCUGAGGAAUUAGGUCAAAGGGCGCUGUCAGCCUAGAGAAGUAGGUCACACCUCUGUCUCUGCCCACAGAGCACACCCUCAGUCUCUGUGCCCACAGAUCACACCCUCUGUCUCUGCCCACAGAGCACACCCUCAGUCUCUGUGCCCACGUGUACAGAUCUAGGCUGAUGUUUUCUUACAAUCUCUUUCUCUUUCUUACUACCUGUUUGUUAUUUUACUAACAUACCCCCUCCCCCCGC